AUGUCAGAUGUCAAUGUCACCAAAUCUACUCCUGCAGUUUUCCUUCUCACUGGGAUACCAGAGCAUGAAGAUGUCCAUCUGUGGAUCUCUAUCCCCUUGUGCCUUAUUUAUGCCAUAUUGCUAAUGGGAAAUACAGGUAUUCUUUUCUUUAUAAAAACAGAUCCAAGCCUCCAUGAACCCAUGUACAUUUUCCUUUCCAUGUUGGCCAUCACAGACCUUGGAUUAUCAAUGACUACUAUGCCGACAACACUAGGCGCAUUCUUGUUUAACUCUAGGGAGAUCAACCAUGAUGCCUGUUUUACCCAGUUGUUCUUCUUCCACUCGCUUUCAUACAUUGAAUCUUCUGUGCUCGUGUCGAUGGCCUUUGACCGCUUCAUUGCAAUCUGUGACCCACUAAGAUACAUUUCCAUCUUAACCCCACUGAGAAUAGCCAAGUUAGGACUGGUGUGUAUGCUAAGAGGGGUGGCUUUAGCACUCCCAUACCCCUUUCUCCUGAAACGCUACCCAUACUGUCGAGCCAAUGUCCUCUCCCAUUCUUACUGUAUGCACAAUGAGGUCAUGAAGCUGGCUUGUGCGGACAUCACAGUUAACAAUAUCUAUGGCUUGGUCAUAAUACUUUCCACAGUGGGGUUGGACUCUCUGCUUAUCCUCCUCUCGUAUGUGAUGAUUCUCAAAACAGUGCUGAGCAUUGCAUCCCGCAUGGAGACCCUCAGGGCCCUGAACACCUGCGUCUCCCACCUCUGCGCCGUCCUGCUCUUCUAUACACCAAUGGUCAGUCUGUCUCUGAUACACAGAUUUGGAAACAGCUCAUCUCACUGGCUUCAGAUUCUCUUUGGAUACAUCUACCUGCUGGUGCCACCCCUGAUGAACCCAAUCGUGUACAGCGUGAAAAGCAAACACCUGCGCAUGAGGAUAAUCAGGCUUUUUGUCAAGUGA
This is a messenger RNA of Pelodiscus sinensis (Chinese soft-shelled turtle), 936 nucleotides long. RefSeq names its product olfactory receptor 51G2-like. Gene Ontology annotation, cellular component: plasma membrane. Gene Ontology annotation, biological process: G protein-coupled receptor signaling pathway. Lineage: Eukaryota; Metazoa; Chordata; Testudines; Trionychidae. Gene Ontology annotation, molecular function: olfactory receptor activity; G protein-coupled receptor activity. The record is from RefSeq and is a predicted model, not a curated record.